AUGAAUAACUUGCCAGAACGGGAGUUUUACACCAUUGUUGCUGGUGGUGUAGCUCUUGCUGCUAAUGCCGGUUUCAUCAAUGUCGUCUCUAUGGCAGGUUAUUUCCAGGCAAGUGCCAUGAACCGUGUGACGGUCUCUCAUGUCACUGGAUCGGUUUCUCGGGUUGCUAUAUCGGCUGUUCAGCAAGACUGGGAAACAUUUCUUUUGGUCGUAUCUAUUAUUGUAUCAUUUACAUUUGGAUCGUUUAUGGCUGGAUUUAUAGUGGGUGACAACCGAUUCAAACUUGGUGCCAAUUACGGAAUAACACUGUGUAUAGAAUCUGCUGCGUUGUUUACAUCGUUUAUGUUUUUGCGUCGAGAGUUGGUAUUGGGCGAAUGA
Molecule: messenger RNA, 378 nt
Organism: Batrachochytrium dendrobatidis JAM81
Lineage: Eukaryota; Fungi; Chytridiomycota; Chytridiomycetes; Rhizophydiales
Exons: 2
Coding region: 1-378 (125 amino acids)
Source: RefSeq, a predicted model, not a curated record